AUGCCUCCUUUACCAGAUACCAAAAAAAAGGAACAACUAGAAAUCUUUAAUUUGCAAGAAAUUGCUAUUGUCACUUCUCCAUGUAUUAUUAUUCAUGGUAAAUGUUUGAGCAACAAUGGUUCCAAAACCAUCCAAGUACAACACCAAUCGCUUCCUACUCUAACCUAUCCUGUAGAUGAGAAUUUUUUUAAGAUCACUUGUCAUUUGCAACCAGGUGAAAAUACGCUAACGAUGGUUACGGACACAAAUUUAUUCAAAAUCAUCAAAUGUAUCUACACUCCAAUGUACCAAAAUUUACCUGUUCAUUUAUGUCUGUUGAUAGCGAGAGACUCUCCUUUGCUUUUCGAUUCUCCAAAGUCACAGAUACAGAAGGAAGGUGGUAAUAACCUAGAUCUGGCUAUUCGAAAACUGAGAAUGGCAGGUAGGUUAAUGCAAGCGUUCACUAAUGAACAGAUGUUACGUGCAGGUUUUGGUCAAAGAUGUUUUCAAUUUGUAGAGGAAUACGCAUUGGAUACUAUCUUCCAAUCAAGCCAAGAAAUGAGAAACACUAUCAAGAUCCAUAUCUUGAGAUCUGAUAAAACUACUAAAGAAAUAAGAGACUAUAACAUUGCACAACAAAAUAAAGAUGCGAAGAAUUCGGGUGGCUUGUUUGAUAUUGCAAUGAAUUGUGUUAGAGGAAGUGAGUUUUUCAAUCAACCAGGCUUAAAAAAACCAGUUCAAGCUGCUGUAAUGUUCAUGGAUACUCAUUGGGACGGUAAGAUGAUUACAGGUCAUGCUGCGUUAGGUGGUGGUACAUCUGAUAUUAAAUUGGCUAUAUUUGGUUCUCAUGGUAUGUAUUCAUGGCCAACAUGUAUGGAACAAUUAUUACCUUAUAUGUUAGAUACUACUAAAAGUUCUACUAAGGAAGUUGCAAAUGAUUGUAAUGAAUGUGGGUCUCAUUGGGAAUGUUGCGUAGUUACUAUGGGAGCGUUUAUGCACGAGAUUGGACAUUUAUUAGGAUGUCCGCAUGAAGAAAAUGGUGUGAUGUUAAGAGAUUAUGUCAGGUUGAAUAGAUCAUUUUUGACAAGAGAAUCAUUCUGUCUCAGAACUAACUCAAACGGUGCAAAACCACCAAUAUAUCCAAGAGAAGAAUGUACUUGGCAUAGAUUAGAUUUAUUAAGAUUUUUGUAUCAUCCAUCUUUCACUCUGCCCCAGGAUUUCUAUGAUCCUUCAUUUUUGCGACCUUCUAAGAUAAAUUCAGAUGGUUUGACGCAACCGGCAUUAUUUCCAUUAGGGAAUGGGUCUUGCAUGAUUAAAUCUGAAGGUGGAAUAUAUUGUAUUGAAAUAAUAUGUGGCGAUUUAACAAGAGCUUAUAUUGAAUAUUUACCAAAAUCCUUGGGUGGAACAGGAACUCAAAAGGAGGUGAUUCUAUCGUUACAAGAUUUAAGAUCUAGAAUCCCGCCAAAUCACCUUGAAAAACAUGCUAAUGAUUUUAAAAUUGGUAUUUUGUGCACAAAUGGCCCUAAUAAAACAUUUGACAACUUCCCAAAUCUGUUAAAUAUUUCUACUAUUUCCAUGGCUAAAUACAACUACCCUGGUAAUGUUAAAGGUAUUAAAUCGCCAUUGUUAGGUAAUUCAAAUAGAGGUAGUGAAUUUGACAUCAUACCGAUCAAUAUUAAAAAUAUCACAAUGGUAAGAGUAUAUUAUGGCAGUGCCCUUGAUGGUCUACGAUUUUACCAAAGAACAGAUGAUCCAAAUAAACCACCAUCUAUCCCUCCAAGAACUUAUGUUAGCGGUUUGAAGGAUUCGAUGAAGAAUUUUUCAAUCAAUGAUAAAAACACAUAUAAUGUUUUAAUUGGCAAUGAGACAACGAAUUUUAGUGACAUUAACUUGGAAAAUGGAGAGAUCAUCAAAGAGUUCAAUGUCAGAUGCGGCGCUUGGAUUGAUGGUAUACAGAUUGUAACAAGCCGUGGACGCAGCAGUCCUAUGUUUGGGAACGCAAAUGGUGGUAGUCUUGGACAGUUGAAGGCACCUCAUGGUCAACAAAUUUUGGGUAUAUAUGGUAGAAAAAGUAAUUGGAUGGAUGCGAUUGGUAUAGUUUAUGGUAACAUAUAA
Tetrapisispora phaffii CBS 4417 is the source of this 2094-nucleotide messenger RNA. Its product is annotated as zinc metalloproteinase family protein. NCBI's taxonomy places the organism in Eukaryota, Fungi, Ascomycota, Saccharomycetes, Saccharomycetales, Saccharomycetaceae. The record is from RefSeq and is a predicted model, not a curated record. The coding region runs from base 1 to 2094 and encodes 697 amino acids. The transcript has a single exon. Gene Ontology annotation, cellular component: cytoplasm.